Molecule: messenger RNA, 1425 nt
Organism: Chara braunii
Lineage: Eukaryota; Viridiplantae; Streptophyta; Charophyceae; Charales; Characeae
Source: the annotation of a GenBank genome assembly
GUGGUUGCGGCUCCUCGUACCUGCAAACGAGAGGCUCCUCUUUGGUGGUACCAGCAAUGCGUGGGAGCACUUGCCAACAAACACCCAAUGUACCCCCUGGCCCCCUUUUCAACCAAAACAAAGGUGGGAUAUGGUGGAUGUCUAUGGGAGACGUGAAGGAGGAGGAGGAGGAGAAGAAGAACAAGAACGAGGAGGAGGAGGAGGAGGAGGAGGAGAAGGAGAAAGAAGAAGAAGGUGGGACUAAGAAGAAGAAGAAGAAGAUGAUGACGAUGAUGAUGAUUGGUGGUGGAGGAUGGCGGCCAGGGGGUGAGAAACAACGGCGAGAAGAAGAAGAAGAAGAAGAUGUAGAUGGGUGGUGGAAGGUGGAGGGCGAGGGGGUGGGCGAGAAGAAGGAGAAGGAGAAGAAGGAGAAGGAGAAGAAGAAGAAGGAGCCGGAGAAGAAGAUGAUGAUGAUGAAGAUGGGUGGUGGAGGAUGGCGGACAGGUGCGGAUGCUGUUGCACUGAUCUUGGAGUAUCUUCAAUCAUGGGCGAGGCAGAAUCCUGUAAUGAGGAAGCAGCUUUGCGCCGCUUGGUUUCCGUACACACUUCUCGAUCGUCUAAAGCAGCAGAUAGCCGACGCAGUGCAAAGCGAGAGCAGUGGGGAACCAUCGAGAAGGCACUGGAGCUCAUUGCAGGCCAACCUCGACAAGGCCCUGCAACAUCAUCUUACCCAGACUGAUAUUGAUUCUCAGGACGUCAAGCAGCAUGCGUAUAUAGAGCUCCACCGGGGAGAAUCGGACAAAACGCUGGUCGUUGUUGUGUGAAGGAAUUCUGCCCACCCCGCCUCUCACCGCUCCCACUCGAAGGAAGAAAGGGAGAACGAGCUGCUGGUGGUUGUGUGAAGGAGUUCUACUCUCCGCCCACCGCUCGCAAUCGAAAAUCGAAGGAAGUAUUCAAACCAUAUCUCUGUCAUUUUGUCGCAUCCAUUCGUUCGGAAACCGGGUCGUGUUCGAGUGAUAUUUGUGUGCUUGCGGGCGGGCGUCCAUGCUCGUCGAGCACUGUCAUAACGCAACUCACUCCUUGUUCAUCGUCCAUCACAGUCGUGUAACUCACUCGUCCGUGUUGAUCAUUUUGUUUGUGUUUUUUUUCCCUCCCGAUCAAUGUAUAUUUGAGGACUCAGUUUAGGCCAGUUUCAUAGUAGAAGUGUAGAAGACUUUUUUAAGUUCUCUUUCUUUGUCUUUUUUUUUAACAACACUAGGAGACUUAAUCGACUGGUUGAUUGUGUUGAAAGUUGCUAUCAGAUUCUCUUCGGAAAGUCCUAGUCUGAGUUGUUUUUUGAACUUUUUUCCCUUUUUUUUCCCUUUUUGUUUUCCCCUAACUCGGCUUUCCUUCACGGCUACAUCCCCAUUAAACCACCAGUGCGUUUUCCGCCGGCCAUUUUUCUCC